AUGGCAACUGUCAAGACCAUCCCCCCCGGAGCAACUUUCAUCGAUACGCUCGAUAAAUCCUUCGUGGACGUCCCCGUCAACAAGGAAAAAGACAAUGCGAUUUCCACGACUGAGUUUCUCCAAGCUGCAGAUUCUCUCACUACUCUCUUUGAUGUGAUGGGAUCCGUAGCAUUCAACCCCGUUAAGAACGACAUGGGUGGUAACAUCAAGAAACUCCGCGAGAGACAACUCGCUGCACCAGCAGAAUCAGAGACUCUUCAAGACUUAGUCAUUAAUGAGCUCAAGACCAAGAAGCACACUGCUACUGAAGGAUUAGUCUGGUUGGUUCGAAACACUCCCCCCCCACCUCACAGCGGUUUAGACUUCACCUGCAUCGCAAUAUCGCAAAACCUCUCCGCGCCCUCCGAUGAACUCUCCGUCUCCUUCCGCAACGCAUACGGCGAAACCCUCAAACCGCACCACUCUUUCAUGGUAAAACCUAUAUUCAGCGCCGCCAUGUCCGCAUGUCCUUACCGCAAAGAUUUAUACGUCAAGCUUGGCGAUGACAAUUCGAAAGUGGAGGCUGCGUUGAGAGUUUGGUUGGGUGCCUUGGAGAAUUUGAUCGCUAUUUUGAAGGGGUUCUUGGACAGGAAGGAGGCUAAGUGGUAG
Messenger RNA from Sclerotinia sclerotiorum 1980 UF-70, 648 nucleotides. RefSeq lists its product as hypothetical. The transcript is spliced from 4 exons. The record is from RefSeq and is a predicted model, not a curated record. Bases 1 to 648 code for a protein of 215 amino acids. Gene Ontology annotation, cellular component: cytosol; cytoplasm; membrane. Gene Ontology annotation, molecular function: ceramide 1-phosphate binding; ceramide 1-phosphate transfer activity. Lineage: Eukaryota; Fungi; Ascomycota; Leotiomycetes; Helotiales; Sclerotiniaceae. Gene Ontology annotation, biological process: ceramide transport; intermembrane lipid transfer.